Rhagoletis zephyria (snowberry fruit fly) is the source of this 1448-nucleotide messenger RNA. Its product is annotated as GTP-binding protein REM 1-like. Gene Ontology annotation, molecular function: calcium channel regulator activity; GTP binding; GTPase activity. Gene Ontology annotation, cellular component: plasma membrane. Lineage: Eukaryota; Metazoa; Arthropoda; Insecta; Diptera; Tephritidae. The record is from RefSeq and is a predicted model, not a curated record.
GCAGUGGACCAUACAGAGUCCUGAUGCUCGGUGGCCCGGCAGUGGGCAAAAGCUCUUUGGUCUCUCAAUUUAUGACUUCAGAGUAUUUGCAUGCCUACGAUACAAGUAUUGAUGAUGAAUCUGGCGAAAAAUCUGUCUCAGUAUUGUUAAGUGGCGAGGAGUCCGAACUGAUUUUCAUCGAUCACGCUUACACAGAAAUGAAUCCUGAUGAUUGCCUAUCCAGUUAUGAUCCGCACGGUUAUUGCGUCAUUUAUUCAGCUGCUGACCGCAGCAGUUUCACUGUGGCCGAACAUGUAUUGCAGGUGCUGUGGACAAAUCAAAAUAUCGCGCAAAAGGCUGUCAUAUUAGUGGCGAAUAAAGCCGAUUUGGCGAGAAGUCGACUGGUGACAUCCGAUGAGGGCAAAGCCAUGGCCACCGCCUAUGAUUGCAAAUUCAUUGAAACCUCUGUGGGCAUAAAUCACAAUGUCGAUGAGCUGUUGGUCGGUUUGUUGUCGCAGAUACGUUUGAAAUUGGAAAAUCCGGAAAAAUCAAGGGAUCUAUUCCGUAAACGUUCGAUUCGUAAGUCUAAGCGUCGCGCCUGCUCACCACUCAGCGGCGCCUGCCUAACCGGCGGCACUAACCCCAACUCACCGCUGGGACCAAUGAAUAAUGUCAUUUCCGAUGCCAAUACACCGCCCGGCAGUGCACAAAGCAGCCCCCGCAAAUAUCGUGGCUCUCGCACAUCGACCAGCCUAAAAGUUAAAGGUCUCUUGGGACGUGUCUGGGCACGAGACUCCAAGUCGAAGAGUUGCGAAAAUCUACAUGUGCUGUAAGCAGUUAGCAGCUGUAUUUAAGCUUACAGCCAACUUACUCGCUGUUCAACGUGUGAAAGCUGCAUAUUUGUUUUGAAUGCGUGUGAAUAGAGAACUACAUACAUAUGUAUAUGAAGUGUAAGGAAAACAUUCGUGUCGAGAAAAACGUUGGACCAAACUAACCAAAGAAAAAUAUUUGCCAUAUUUAUAAGCUGUUCUCACAUAAAGAACUGCAUACUAUAAGAAUUUAAGUGAAAUGUGUGUUAAAUAUGGAAAUGGUAUGCGACUAAAAAUACGAGUAUAAAGAAUGUAAGAGAAAAUAUUUCAUUUUUAUUCUGUAAAUAGUAGUAUUGUGUUUUUUGUAUCUAAAUUAAGUAAAAAUGUCAUCUAUCAUUGUAUUACACACAUAUGUCUAUAUUUCUUCAUCAAUAGUAUUUAAAAAAAAAAUAGCAGUUGUAACGGAAAAAUAAUUACUUCCAUACACAAAAAAUAUUUACAUGUCUAUAUGUUCGCGAUCAUACACGCGCACUUUAAAUGAAAUAUUUUUAUUUUAUUUUUCAUUAUUUAUAAUUAUUUAUAAAAAUAUAUUUUCUAUUCGUAAGUUGACUGUAUAAUUGUGUAAUGAAAAAAUAUAUAUUAUUUUAUUGGAAACCCAAA